CAUUAACUCUUCGGGCACAAGAUGAACUUUUUAUCCAUUGGCUCAACUGGAGGGCAGACAAUGGACGCUUAAAAGCCUGGAUUUCCCGUGCUUCUCUACCUGGCCACCCUGCUUUGACCACAGCAUGGCCUUUACCUUCAGUGAGAUUUCCAUCCCCAUACUGGCUCUAAUCUUUGGUGGAGUGAGCUUCAUCAUCUGCAAUUUAAUCACUGACUCCAUGCCUUGGAGCGUAUGGCAUUAUAACAACAUAAACAUUUCAACCAUUUGGUUGGGCCUUUGGAACUACUGCUACCUGCCAAGAGAUCCUGAAAACCCUACCACUAGCCUAGAAAAAGUCUGCGUCAGAAUGAGCUGGACCUGGAAAUUCCCACCAGUUUUGAGCCUGAGUCAAGACUUAAUGUUGUUAGCCACAGUCCUAGAAGGAGUUGGUCUCUUUUUUACACUUGUGGGAUUGAUCUGCAUGUUCAGAAGGGACCCAUGUCCCGAGUUGUACCAUUGUUUCCUUAUUGGGGGACACUUUCAUGCUGUCGGAUGUGCCAUUGUGCUAGUCACCGUGUCCUGGAAUUGGUACCUGGACUCAGUCACCCAGCGGUUCAUUUUUCCCAUUGAAUUUCUGCCACAAGAGAAACCAGUCAACAGGGAUGUCGGCUCUGCUAUUCCCUUAGGGCUGAUAUCUUCCCUCUUUGUCCUUCAGAGUGAGUUGAUCUUAAUAUUUCACGGGUGUAAUCUGAGCCCAAACAACCAAGUGCAUCCCACGCACGUCUGAAGAGGCCUUCACCCAAGACAAACAGCUCGUUGCCAUAAAGUUUUUUUCUCUUCUCUCUUCAGUGGCUUUUUAGAACUCAUAAAAGAUGAAGGCUAGUGACUUCGCUCUCUCCAGCAUUAUCCUCAUUUUAUAACAUUUCAUCAUACACAUAGAGUAAAUGAUUAAUUCCUUCA
This is a messenger RNA of Tachyglossus aculeatus (Australian echidna), 939 nucleotides long. Its product is annotated as claudin-15-like. Gene Ontology annotation, molecular function: structural molecule activity. The coding region runs from base 125 to 766 and encodes 213 amino acids. The record is from RefSeq and is a predicted model, not a curated record. Gene Ontology annotation, biological process: bicellular tight junction assembly; cell adhesion. Gene Ontology annotation, cellular component: plasma membrane; bicellular tight junction. Lineage: Eukaryota; Metazoa; Chordata; Mammalia; Monotremata; Tachyglossidae. The transcript is spliced from 2 exons.